AUGACUCUAACGCUUCGCUCUUCAACUUCAUUUAUCAAUCUACCUGAAAACAAAGGCUUUAGAACUCCUAGCGACUUCUCUAGCAUAGUUGGUUUUGCCCAUAUCAAGCCGUCAUGCCAGCUGCGAGCAAGGAAUUCAAUACAAGAGGCACAGCUCUUGCAACCUGAGAGAACCUCCUCUCUUUUGGAAGGGGGAUACUAUGAGCAGAGAGAAACACUUCAUCAGAUUACACCCCCUCACAGCCAUAAUAAAUUGAAGGUACCUGUUUUUGUGAUGCUGCCUCUUGAUACCAUAUCCAUGGGGGGCAACAUGAACAAACCAAAAGCAAUGUUUGCUAGUUUGAUGGCUUUAAAGAGUGCUGGAGUUGAAGGGGUUAUGGUUGAUGCAUGGUGGGGAUUGGUUGAGAAAGACGGACCACUGAAAUACAAUUGGGAAGGUUAUGAUGAACUCAUAAGGAUGGUUGAAAAGCUCGGGUUGAAGCUUCAGGUUGUCAUGUCUUUUCAUCAAUGUGGAGGAAAUGUUGGAGACUCUUGCAGUAUCCCCCUACCACCAUGGGUGCUUGAAGAGAUCAGCAAAAAUCCUGACCUUGUCUAUACUGAUAAGUCAGGUCGGCGCAACCCUGAGUACAUAUCGUUGGGCUGUGACUCACUGCCUGUUCUUCGAGGAAGAACACCAAUUCAGGUCUAUUCUGACUACAUGAGGAGUUUCAGAGAGAGGUUCAUCAACUACCUGGGAAAGGUUAUUGUGGAGAUUCAAGUCGGAAUGGGGCCUUGUGGAGAGUUAAGAUAUCCCUCAUAUCCUGAGAGCAAUGGAACCUGGAGAUUUCCUGGAAUUGGAGAAUUUCAGUGCUACGACAAGUACAUGAAGGCUUCAUUGGCAGCAACUGCAGAGGCAAUUGGGAAGGAAGACUGGGGACAAGGGGGGCCCCAUGAUGCCGGCCAAUACAAUCAAUUCCCAGAAGACACUGGAUUUUUUCGGAGGGAGGGUAGAUGGGAUAGCGAGUACGGAAAAUUCUUCUUAGAGUGGUAUUCUGGGAAGCUACUCGAACAUGGAGAAAAGAUUCUCACAACAGCAAAAGGUAUAUUUCAAGGAACUGGAGCCAAACUGUCUGGGAAAGUAGCUGGGAUUCAUUGGCAUUACAAAACAAGAUCACAUGCAGCAGAACUAACAGCAGGGUACUACAACACAAAGUAUCAAGAUGGUUACCUGCCAAUAGCAAGAAUGCUAGGAAAACUUGGUGUGGUAUUCAACUUUACAUGCAUGGAGAUGAGAGAUGGAGAACAGCCAGGCAAAGCCAAUUGCUCACCAGAAGGUCUAGUUAGGCAAGUAAAGAUGGCAACUAAAAGUGCUAGAACAGAACUAGCUGGAGAAAAUGCACUACAGCGGUAUGAUGGAGGAGCAUUUUCCCAAAUUUUGACAACAAGCAGGUUAGAUCUAGCAGAAGGUCUCAGUGCAUUUACUUACUUAAGAAUGAAUAAGCAGCUGUUUGAAGCAGAUAAUUGGAGAAAUUUGGUUGAGUUUAUAAGAAACAUGUCAGAAGAUGGCCAAAACAAGAGACUUCAUGAAAGUGACAGGAUUGGAACAGACCUUUAUGUUGGAUUUAUCAAACAAAAUAAUUUGCAGAAGACAAGGGAAGCUGCCCUUGUAUGAUGAUAUGGAAGCAUAUCUUUGUGACAUUGUACUCCAAGAAUGUAAAAUAUAAAGCACAUUGGAAAGUCAAGGGCGUACAUAUACACAUACAUACAUGGCAAUGUACUGAUUAACCUUGUCUUGCCCAAGUCCAAGACUCCAAAGAACAGAGUAUUGCUGUUUUAAAAGUUAGGUGGACAUGAAGAGAUUCGGAACAAUGGCAAGGAAGCUAGAAGCUGAGGCAACAAAUCUGGCGUAUGCACAGAGUGAAAACAGAAGCACAGCAAGUAUUAAUUAACUAUCUUGGUCCAGUAAACAAUAUAUAUUCGUUUCCUGUACAAAACUUUAAAAUCUUUUUGAUUCCCUUGAAAACAAAAAGGGACAUACUUCAGUUUCCUGCAAUGUUUUGGUCCAUAAAAGUUUACUAACUUAGUAUGAACUCUGCUCUGCUUUUCAGGUUA
Messenger RNA from Andrographis paniculata, 2090 nucleotides. Its product is annotated as beta-amylase 3, chloroplastic. Bases 1 to 1650 code for a protein of 549 amino acids. The transcript is spliced from 4 exons. Lineage: Eukaryota; Viridiplantae; Streptophyta; Magnoliopsida; Lamiales; Acanthaceae. Gene Ontology annotation, molecular function: beta-amylase activity. The record is from RefSeq and is a predicted model, not a curated record. Gene Ontology annotation, biological process: polysaccharide catabolic process.